Messenger RNA from Paramisgurnus dabryanus, 6467 nucleotides. It is a transcript of the gene f5, whose product is annotated as coagulation factor V. NCBI's taxonomy places the organism in Eukaryota, Metazoa, Chordata, Actinopteri, Cypriniformes, Cobitidae. The record is from RefSeq and is a predicted model, not a curated record. Gene Ontology annotation, cellular component: plasma membrane. Gene Ontology annotation, molecular function: signaling receptor activity; copper ion binding.
AAUUCCCUGCUCUCCAGAACAGACCAUUUCUACCUGGAUAUUCAUUGUCAGAUAUGCAACUCUGCUCCUGGCCAAGGGCUCAAAUUGGUUUGGCCCUUCUGGCAUUCCUGUGUCAUACUGUAAUAGCUGUGGAGAGACGCUAUUAUAUUGCAGCGGUUAAUGUACAAUGGGACUACACAUCUGAUGUACAGCAAAGGGCUGGACCAACUUAUAAAAAAACAGUAUACAGAGAAUAUGAUGCAGGAUUUACAAAGGCUAAAACACAUCCCUUGUCCUCAGGACUACUUGGGCCAACAAUACGAGGACAAGAGGGUGACACAAUCGUUGUCACGUUCAAGAACAUGGCUGAUCAUCCGUGUAGCAUCCACCCACAUGGCAUUGCUUAUGGGAAGCAGUCAGAGGGAUCGUUGUACUUUGACAACACUUUACUCUUGGAGAAAGAAGACGAUGUCAUUUUACCUGGUAAAGAGCACACGUAUAAUUGGGAGGUAACAUCUGAGGUGACCCCUAUGGCUGCGGACCCACCAUGCAUCACCUACACAUACCUUUCUCAUGUUGACAUCGUCAAAGACUACAAUACAGGGUUGAUUGGUGCAAUGCUGAUCUGCAAGAAAGGUGCCCUAGAUGACUCUGGAAAUCAAAUUCAUUUCCAUCAGGAGGCAGUGCUGUUGUUUGGUGUGUUUGAUGAAAACAUGAGCUUGUACGGCACUGGCGGCCCUUCACAGGAACAAAAUAUUAAAUACACCAUCAAUGGCUAUAUAAAUGGCUCCGUACCUGAUCUGGGCAUCUGUGCUCACUCUAAAGUCAGCUGGCACAUGCUGGGAAUGAGCUCUAAGCCUGAGCUCUUCUCUGUGCAUUUCAAUGGGCAAGUUCUUCUCCAUUAUGAUCACAAAACCUCAGCGAUUGGCAUUAUUAGUGGCACUGCCACUAGUGCCAGUAUGACUGCAGUCUUUCCAGGCCGCUGGCUUGUCUCCUCUCACAUUAGCCGGCAUUUGGAAGCUGGUUUGCAUGGUUACCUGAAUAUUAGGAAAUGUGAACAAUUCCCAGCACCUAAAAGAAGAUUAACCAUCCAACAAAAAGAAGAAAGUCAGGAGUGGACUUACUAUAUAGCAGCAGAAGAGGUCUUGUGGGAUUACGCGCCACAUAUGCCGCAAAACAUAGAUGGGAAUUUCCGAUCAAAAUAUUUAAAGCAGGGGCCUCAGCGGAUAGGUAAAAAAUACAAAAAGGCUGUGUUUACACAAUAUAAAGACGGCACGUUUAAAGAGAGAGCGGAGGAUAAGCAGAGAAAGAUGGAACUUGGCAUUCUGGGCCCAGUGAUAAGAGCCCAGAUCAGAGAUGUCAUAAAGAUUGUCUUUAAAAACAAGGCAUCACGUCCAUACAGCAUCUAUCCUCAUGGACUGACCAUAGAUAAAUCAGCAGAAGGAGCCAGUUAUCCUGCAGGAGGAAACCAGACGCAUGGCGUCCAGCCAGGAGAGACCUACACCUAUGUAUGGAAUGUGGGUGAAGAGGAUGAACCAACGGACAGUGACUCAAGAUGUCUGACCAGGAUGUACCACAGUGCAGUGGACACCCCUCGAGACAUUGCUUCUGGGCUUGUGGGUCCUCUGCUCAUAUGCAAAAGUCAGUCCCUCAACAAAAAAAAUGUCCAGCUAAAAGCCGACAAGGAACAGCACGCUAUGUUUACGGUUUUUGAUGAGAACAAGAGCUGGUACCAUGAUGAGAACAUCAACACAUACUGCAGUGACCCCAAAAAUGUCAAAAAAGAUGAUCCAGAGUUUUACAAAUCAAAUGUUAUGCACACCAUCAAUGGUUACGUGUAUGAAAGUGGCCAGGAACUGGGAUUUUGUCAUGGUGAAAUUGUAACCUGGCAUGUGUCCAGUGUUGGGGAACAAGAUUAUAUCCAGACUACAACGUUUUAUGGCCAUACAUUUGAGCUGAGAAACAGGGAAGAGGAUAUGCUUAGUCUAUUUCCUAUGACUGGAGAAACUAUCAGUAUGAACAUGGUAAACAUUGGCAUUUGGCUUUUAGCAUCACUGAACUCUCACGAUUCUACUAAAGGAAUGAGGGUGAAAUUCAAAGACCUUGAAUGCUUCAGAGAUUAUGUUAUGGAAUAUGAUUAUGACAAACCAGAAACAUUCACCGUAUUGAAACCUCAGCUCCACAUUGAACCUGUAAAAGAAAAAACCAAGACAACCAUCCGUACUGAGGUUGACAAGGACACCGACUACUAUGCUGAUAUUUUGAACUUGAGGUCGUUUAGAAACACAAGUACAGAUAAUGAACCAAUAGACGAUUAUGAUGAUGAUGAUGAUGAUAGGAGCCUUCCGAGAACUGAAGAUAUAACGAAUGACAUGAACAAAUCACACAAUGCUACUUUAGCAUCUCCUAAUCAGACUCCUGCAUCAACCUAUGUGGCUGAUUUGGAAAAACAGCUUUUAAAUCAAAAUGUUAUGAAUGAAAGUACAGUAGAGGGAUCACUAAACUUCACCAGCUCUUUUAAUUAUGAUUCAGAGAUUGUGGCCAACAAUAAAACAAACAUCACUGAAACACACUUUCCAGUUCGCAGUGCAUCAGUAGUGCCAGUUAACGAAACCGAAAGAAUCUCUACGAACGGCACAUAUUUUCUGAACAGUGUUAGAAAUUCUUCUACAGGAAAUUCAUCUUUUCAUUACUAUGAAAAUUCAUCACUAGAGAUGAUGAAUGAAACAGACAGUGUCUUCGCUAAUAGAACUCAUCUUUCAUUUAAUGGAAGAAACCUCACCCUGGAAGAACCAACGAAUGAAAAACAAAGUCUCUCUUCAAAUGAAAGUGUAAACUUAUCUGUUCCAGAAAAUGUCCCCAUGAAUUCCCCACAUUUUCUGGAUAGUGUUAGAAAUUCCUCUAUAGGGAAUUCAUCUACCCAUUACUAUGAAAAUUCAUCACUAGAGAUGAUGAAUGAAACAGACAGAGACCUUUCAUUUAAUGGAAAAAACUUUUCCCUGGAAGAACCAAUGAAUGAAUCAAAUACAAGUGUUAACUCAUCUGCUCCAGUCGGUGACAGAAAUAUCCAUCUGGAGGAUGAUGGUAAAUAUUUGAAUUCAACUGAAGAAAUGAAUCUGUUAUUAAACCAAACCUUAGAAUAUGAUGUGCUAAACAAAACAGAUUUGCAAAAUGAGCAAUCCUCUCUAAACAGCAUAGGCACUGUGGAUGAUAACAGUGAAAUUUCAAGUCACUCCUUCAUUUACAGUGUGUCCAGCUCUGACUCUCUCUUCAAAAGAUCAGAACCACAAGAGGAGGAGGAUUUUGUGCUAUUAGACGGUAAGCAGCUCUUAGAAAUGUCAAAGGAUGAAAAGACUAUUGAUAUCUUACCAACAGUACUUCCCAAGAACACCACACAAGACUUUUCAGAGAGCACUGAUGAUCCAUUUACAAACACAACAGAGACAAGCAUUCAAGAGCUAAACGGCACACGGUGGAAUUAUACCAGUGACAUCGUCACAUCUUCAGUGCCAUCUCCAAACAGCACCAUUAUCUCAAACAUAACUUUAUCAUACAGUAAUGAUACAUUUGAAAUUCUAAGUAAUGUAUCCCAGCUUUUUCACUCAAACAAUACGGAGAAUAUCUCCGUCUCCCUUGGGUAUUCCAAUGUUUCAUCCACGAUGAACAGCUCCGAAGAUAGUCUGGAGGAAGUUGCCAUCUAUCUAAAUAACAACCACAGUGAGGUCAUACUCACAUCUCCUCUCAACUCAGAGGAAGAGCACUGGGGUUAUGAAGGCACACAUGAACUGGUUCAAAUGGACAUGCCGGAUGAAAUGAAGAAAUACAUCAAAGACCAACCAGCAGCAAAAAUAAAUAAUCCUAAAAAGAAGAAGGUUGUUCACCACAGAGUGAAGCCCAGAAAAGGGCAUGCCAUGAAGACGAAAAAGAGGAAAGAGUAUAAGCCACAGACACCCUCUAAGGGGUCUCCAACGGGUCUAUCUCCUCGAGGUUUCGCACCUGCUGGGUUAACACCAAGAGGAACAAGGCCUGUUUCUAGUGAGGAGGAACUGCUGGGCAAGCCCAUUGUUAUAGGAGUGCCAAGAAAGGAUUUCGACGCUUAUGACAUAUAUGUUCCAAAACAUGUGCAGGACUCAGACUAUGAAGGUUUUCUUGAUAAGCCAGAAGAAUAUGAAUUUGUGGAGUACAAAGAUCCUUAUAGCCAAGCGGUAGAUGUUCAGAAUAUGGGAUUUGAUGCAACAUCUCAACAUUUCUUAAAGAAGGCUGAGGACAAAAACACAAGAACCUACUUCAUCGCAGCAGAGGAGGAGGAAUGGGAUUAUGCUGGUUUUUAUUGGCAAAGGAGGAUUGAUAAGCCAUCUACAAACGAGAGGCAAACUGCUUUUAAAAAAGUGGUGUUUAGGAAGUACUUGGACAGCACCUUUAGCAUCCGAGACAUCCGCGGAGAAAUGGAUGAACAUCUAGGUAUUCUGGGCCCGGUUAUAAAAGCCGAAGUUGACCAGACGAUCAUGAUAUUUUUCAGGAACCGUGCCAGUCGUCCAUACUCUCUGCAUCCAAAUGGAGUACACUACUUAAAACAGAUGGAAGGUCUGAGUUAUGAAGAUCAAUCGCCUUAUUGGUACAAGCAGGAUGAUGCUGUUCAACCCAAUAGCUCUCAUGUCUACAUGUGGACUGUAAAUUCCAAAUCUGGACCACAAAACAAUGAGUCUGACUGUCGAACAUGGACAUACUACUCUGGAGUAAACCCUGAGAGAGAUAUAAACUCUGGGCUAAUUGGGCCGCUUCUGGUCUGUAGGAAGGGAACACUGGCUAAACCGGCUAUGGACAGAAGAGAGUUUGUUCUACUCUUUAUGACUUUUGAUGAGAAUAAAAGCUGGUACUAUGAGGAAAACUGGGCGAGAAUUGAGAGGAAAAACAGAAGAGCAGUCAUCGAUCCAAAUUUCCAUGAAAGUUUAAAAUUUGACGCUAUCAAUGGUAUUAUCUACAGCCUGAAAGGACUUCGAAUGUACACUAACCAAUUAGCCAAAUGGCACCUGAUCAACAUGGGCUCUCCACAAGAUCUCCACAGCGUCCAUUUUCAUGGUCAAACAUUCAUAAAUAAAAACGUGAAGGACCACCGUCAGGGUGUUUACCCACUUUUACCAGGUGGAUUUGCUACACUGGAGAUGUUGCCUUCAAAGCCUGGCCUAUGGCAGCUGGAGUCUGAGGUCGGACUCUCCCAGCUCAGAGGAAUGCAGACACUCUUUCUCGUGUUAGAUAACGUUUGUGAUCACCCACUCGGUCUCAUCUCUAAGACUGUGAAAGAUGAACACAUUACAGCAUCUGACUCUAGAGGACAAUGGCUUCCUCAUCUGGCCAGACUACGUAACACAGGGAAGUACAAUGCAUGGAGUACAACACAGACAGGACAGUACAUUCAGGUGGACUUCCAGAGGCCGGUGGUGAUUAGUAAAGUUUCCACGCAGGGAGCCAAGCAAUUACUAACCUCUCAUUUUGUGCUUAACUACACCAUUUCCUACAGCACAGACAAAAGGAAGUGGAUCUUCUAUAAGGGAGACAGUGAUGCUAUCAGAAAGAAUUUCGAAGGAAACAGUGACGCUUAUGAGGAAAAGGAGAACAUAUUUUUCCCACCUUUGAUUGGUCGAUAUGUGAGGCUGCAUCCUUUACAUUCUUACAACUAUCCAACUGUUCGUUUGGAGUACUUCGGAUGUGAGCUUGAUGGUUGCUCUGUGCCAUUGGGAAUGCAAAGUGGCGUUAUUACCGAUAAUCAGAUCACUGCCAGUACUGUGGCAUCCAGUUGGUACACCGGACAUUGGCAUCCUUGGUAUGCACGCUUAAAUAAACAAGGAACUACCAAUGCUUGGAAAGCCAAGAACAAUGACAUGCAGCAGUGGAUCCAGGUGGAACUUCCAAUUGCGAAGAAGAUAACUGGAAUUAUAACACAAGGGGCCAAAUCAUUAGGUACGGAGAUGUUUGUGACAGCAUUUGCUCUUGAGUACAGUGAUGAUGGGAAGAAAUGGAUGAAGUACACCGAUGAUAAGGAUUACGAGCAAAGGACUUUUCAAGCCAACUCAGAUAACGAUGGUCAAGUAAAGAACUACAUCCACCCACCGAUAUUUUCCAGAUUCAUCCGCGUUGUUCCAAUACGAUGGCAGAGUUUCAUCACUAUGAGGAUUGAGCUGCUUGGUUGUGAUUUUGAAUAAAAACUGUGCCCUUUUUCGCUGAAAUGACAAUAUAUUUUGUAGAAUUAAAUAUAUUCAAUAAAUGUAUAAAAGUUGGAUGGCCGAAUACAUUACAACUGUCCUCACAGGUACAUGGAGAAAAGUCAUAUCUUAUAUAUAGUGUGCGUGCGCCACCUAGUGCUGGCAAAAUGUCUACCUGCUCAGAUUUGGUCAGUCAAACACAGGAUUUACAGCGAAAUCAUUUUUGCUCAUGUUAUGAAAAAAAAUGAAUCUUUAUAUAAAUAAAUUAUGUGUUAAAUAUGUAAAAUA